Xyrichtys novacula (pearly razorfish) is the source of this 16605-nucleotide messenger RNA. NCBI's taxonomy places the organism in Eukaryota, Metazoa, Chordata, Actinopteri, Labriformes, Labridae. The record is from the annotation of a GenBank genome assembly.
AUGGGCACCGGGGAUUACAUCUGCGUGACGCUGCGUGGAGGUGCACCCUGGGGAUUCACCCUUCGGGAGGGAGAGGGAGACACCUAUAGACCCUUAAUAGUCACCCAGGUAUCUAUCUCUAUGUCUGUACUGGUUACUACAAAGAAGCUGUAUUAUUCGGAUGAAAGUUUCACCAUAGUGACUCUCGCAGAAGUUUUCUUAUUUUUCCCAAAGUUUUGUAGAGUAAUUUAGCAUCGGGAAUAAUUGUUGAAAAGCUGAUCUAUGUUUGGUGGAAGAGGAGUUAAUGGGAAUUGUGCGUGAGGCUGCAUUUUUGUGCGCGUUGGCUGUGUUUUGGUGCGAGAUUCCUCGGAACCCUUAUAUGGUCAAGGCCGAGAGAGCGUGUGAAGCUGAGGGCAGCUCGAUCUGUUAUCACUCACAGAGACUUCAGCGAGAAAGCGAAGUGUUAUCGUGGUAACCUGUGAGUGAGAGGGAGGUGCAUCAAUGCAAAAUUUCAAACCAUUAACGACACCUGAAGCUGAGAUAUGAGGUGCAAGUGUCAUUUCAGGAGGGGAUUCAAACAAAUGAGAGCAAGGAGUACAGGCGUAUGCUGAAAACACAUUUAAAUUCCCUGAUAAUGUAGAAAUGGACUUGAUGCAGUCCAUGGUUUUAUGACGUAUAGCCAGUUUACAUAUGAAAAGCACAUGCUGCAACACUGGGAUGCAUUAUAUUGUUUAUGGCACUAGUCUUUUAUUUGAAGUUUUGUACCAUUUUAGUUUUAUUUAGCUACAGAAUACUUACAUUAACUCCACAUGAGCUUAAGUUGUGUCUUACAUGUUGCAUCCUUUGUAUGCAGGUCACUAAAUCAUGCAGAUCCAGCUGUGCUGAAACUGUGCCUCAAUACAGUGAACUUCUAUAAGUAAAAGUUAGUGUAUGGAUCAUAAAAGAUGAAAAUAAAUUAGGCUACAUUCAGAAGUUUUACUGCGGCUUGCUUUUUCCAAGCCCAGUGUAAAAUACCCGUUGGUCCUAAAAAAUUUAAGGUCUAGAUAUGAAACAUGUCACAUAAAUGCACAAAUAUAUGCAGCUAUCACAAGUUACGUCAAACUUAUCUUGCUGUUGUAAAUGUUUACUCAGACGAAAAGCCAGAUGCCUUUGUUUUAAAGAGUAGCUGAGGCUCUAUAUAUGGUAUGGCAGUGCACAGUCACAAAUACUCAGGCUGCACAGAUCUCUCGUCAACUUGCAGGGGAAAAUGUAAAUGUUUUCCCAAAGCUGAAUUCCUGUAAAUUCAAAGCUCAGCCAGAAGAAGGUUAAUAAUAGCAAAGACAGAAAAAGGAAACCAGCAUUUAAGUCGAAAUUUUGAUUUUGCUACUGUUGUAGGACAAUGAUUAAUAUGUCCAAUUACUCCAACUGGUGAAAGGAAAUGACAAAAAUGUUCACUUAAACUCUCUAAACCUGUUAUUUAUUAGCAAAAACACCCCCCAAAGUCUAACGUUUUUUGGAAAUAUUAUUGAGCAUGAGCUAAUAUAACCCUCGUAAACUGGCAUGCUAAAACUUGGCAGCAGCAGGUCUGUCCCCUUCUCUCUGAGAGGGAAUGCCCCCUUUACCAAUUUUCUUCCGAAUUGUUUUUCUUGAAAAAUAAAGUCUGACAUGUUGGUCUAAUACAUUGAAAUAGCUGCUAUGAUGCAUGAACCUCCAAAUAUAACAUCUGUGUUCCUCAGUCCUCAUCUGGAUCUCCAAACAUACCUUCAAACUCCUCACAUGGGAGGCCAAGUCUGUUAGUUAUAAGGCAAAAAAAGCAAACAUACCAACAUCAUGACAAAAACCUAAAUCAAGAGGCCCUCCUGGGUCUGAUCAACUGUGAUUUUUAUUCAGGAUUCUUUUUUAAAGUAGUUGAAACUGUGUUUUGUUUCUCGGGGAAAGUGAUUGUUCAGUGUACUGACAGGCGGUACAGAGUAAGAGCACGGGGUAUCCACUCCUAAAAGGUUCUUUCCUUAUAAGGGAGGCAGUAUUUUUCUUCUCAUUUGGAGUCCUGGCCUGAGUACAAAGUCGAUGAGGUCACUUCUUUUUUAAAGCUACAGAAACGGCACAAUGCAGAAUUUCUAAAAGAACUGUGCCACAAAUACAUAUUAAGAAAACAUGUAAGAAGUUACAUCUGAUUUAUCGCACUAUUAUGCUGGUUUGAGGUGUCUUUGUUUAAAAAAAAUACUGAGAUAACAUCAGUAUUAAUACCCAAUAGCUUAAAUCCUUCCAACCUGAACUGGAGACAUUUUGCCUGCUAAUUACUGAAGUAUGCCAUGUUGGUAUGUGGAACGUCAACAUGUAUCAGAUCAGUUCUGGAGCUCUGCAUGACAAAGCAAAUAUCUUAAUGCAAGUCAGACACUUUCCAGACUCUCACUUAAUGAGAGCUUAUCUUAAACGUAUCUACACUCUGUGAGAAAAUAUUCACAGUUCGAAGAAAAAGUCCUUUCUGCGUGGGUGACCUUGACCUUACAGAGAGAAACAGGCCCUUGUUGCAGAUGCUUGGCUCUUAAUUGCACGCCAUAGGAGUGUCAUUAAGCUGCUGAGCAAUCGGUACAAUAAAUGCUGUUUCUGCAUUCAUUCAGUGCAUUUAAUUUUCAGAGUAAACAAAGUACUCCUUCUCAAACUAGGGUUUAUUGGCAUGAGGAUAUUCAAAACAACAGUGCCAUUUUUUCCCCCUUUUCUGUUCCUAUUCAAAUUGUUGUAAGUUGCAGCAUGUGAAAACUCUUUGCCAGAUACCCAAAGUAAGGACAUUUGUAUGACUCAGAGGAUUAUGUAAAAAAUGGACAUCUUGUGCAAAGUAUGUAACAACAUCAUCUAAAAGUGUAGGGUUAGCUUUGUUGCCUCAGCAAGAGGAAUCCUGGUUGGAGGGAUACCUGACUGGGUGGGCAGGAGUGUGUCUGUGAGGAGUUUGCAUGUUCUCCUAGUUUAUGUACUCCUGCUCCUUCCCACAAUGCAAAAACAUGCUUGAGAAGUUAAAUGAUGAAUCUGUAGUUGUGGAUAUGUAUGGGGAUAGUUGCCUUAAAGUGUCUGUAGACAUUAAAAUAUAGUCAAGUGAAAGGAACAUCUUAAUAAUGUCACUUCAGAGCAAAAAUAUCAUCAUGAUUUGUGAAUAUACCUGAAUGAUUUCGAGAUUUUAGUUUGAUGAACAGACAAAUAGGUUCUGUAAAAACCAUCUGUAAAAUAUUAUAAUCUGCUGUUUGGCUGACAAAUGAGCUUUUAAAGAGUUUUAACACCUCAUCUUUCUGUUUAUCUUUAAGUUUGCCAGAUUUGAAGGAAUGCUGACCUGUCUUGGCAGUCAAAGAAUUUAGUUAUCUGCCAGCACAUUCACUUUAGUCACAGUUAAGCCUUUUCCUUGAGUGUCUACACCUCUCUUCCUAGAGGAAAAAGAGAAGAUGAGUAAUCAAGGACUAUGACUUUACUUAUCCCCCCACAUGGUGUUAGUUUUACCUGUACUGCAGCUGGAAAAUAUUUGCCCGAAAUGUAAAAACAUAAUUGCUUAAAGCUGCAAGGGUCAGGAAACGCCGGGAGCUACAUGAACGCAUUGUGCAGUCUUGUGUUUCCUGUGAUUUUCUGUUCUGUUUAAACCUAUUAAAUAGAUAAUUUGAAAAUGAGCAACCCAGGAUAAAACCUUCACGUAAUGCGAAGUUACUGAGGCCUCACACAGUGCCAAGCAUGAAUUCUGAUAGUUUGGAAAAUUGCAUCUUUUGGGAGGCACUUUAUUUGAAAUAGUUCUCGGUUUGUUUUUUCUCUAUUUGGAAUUACUAGUGACUGUUUGUCUUUAAAAGCAGCACAUGACAAACAGGAUAGAGGUGGUAUCUUACUCAUCUGAACAUUGUCUCACUGUGUAUCUCACUGUUGCGAGGAGAGACAACGACAAAUGUUUCCCCUCCUUUUUUGGAGCAUGAGUGCGUUGCUGUGGCGUUGAAGACAAACCGUCCUCCCUGUAGUGAAGAGGGAGUCCCUGAGGACAGGAAUACAGGCUGCCUUAUAGGGCCUGUUUGUACUCUGUUAACUCUUAAAAUCUCACAGGGGUUUUAUCUGGAAGCUGCCAGCUCUGUAAAGUUACUCAUAAAAUGAUUUUGUAUAUAGGACCCUUUUUUGUUGCACUGGAUGUUGCUUUUACUUGAAGCAGGUAUAAACAUUCAAGGUUAGGUUUAAAUUGCAGGUAUAGGGCUCCUUGUAUGUACUUUUUUGAUGCGUGAUGAUAAAAAAGCCAAAUUAGCUUUUGCUGUAAAAAUGCAUGAUAAACUGUUUCAUUUGAAUUAAUCUGUCUCUUGGUCUGACUUUUAAUCUCUAAACAUGCAUGUAUUGUCCUUUGCCCUGCUUCAUAGAAGCUGUGUUUCCACUGCCAUCUAGUGGCAAGGUUACUUUUCUGCAAGUUGGAUGCAUGUUGGAGGUUAUGCUGCAUGUGUUGUUGGGUUUAUUCUCAUCUAUAACCAUAAAAAGAUCCACCAUGAAGAGAGUGACAUUGAAUUUCUAUGGGUUGCAGCGUUACAAAUAUUUAUAUAAAUUGAUAACUGUUGCUUUUUUUCAAGUAUUGGAAAAACUCCCGAGCUUUCAGCUGCCUUACAUUAAGGUUUUCACUUUCAAUUUCACAUAACACAUGUGGCUGUUUUGUGUAAAAAUCUUAAUAUAUUAUAAAUCAACUGCUUCUGUGGUGAAAAAAUGGGCAUUAGCAUGACAGUCUGGUCAUUUAGUCAUCUUUAGUGCCAUCAGAUGUUGGCUUCAUACAUUCUGAUCUAUGUGACCAUUACUGCCUUAAUGUGUAAAUUAAUCCUUCAGAGGAAUUAACAAAGGGAAUAUGAAGACUCAUGACCUUGUUACGCAGGAAGAAUCAAGUUUUAGACUUCUCAAGUAUGUUUUAUUUUUCUAACAGCUUUUUGUCUUUUUUAAUAGUGAAUGUAAAUAUACAAAAAAAAAAAAACACAAGCAAAAGAGGGGGUCAUAUAUUGUGAGUAAAACACUUUGAAGUGGUUGCCAAUCCAAACAAACAUGCAGACUGUAUUUUCUCUGAGCUGUUUACUUUGUAUUAUAUGCAGAGUUUCUUCCUGAGAGUAUAUCCUCUAAUUGCAGCGUACUGAAGUAAUCAUUUUUGCCUGCAAACUGUAUGAGUGGCCUUUUGUGCAAAAUUUAUGGGGUAUUUCUCCUUAUUAAAUCCCCUUAUUAAUGAACCGUUUUAUAGGCUUCAGGAACCAAUUACAAGAGAAUGAAACCAUCAGUCAUUAGUGUAACUGUGUAAAGAAGUGCCCUCUAAAUGAGUCUGCACAGAGCCGGCCUACAGCAGUAAUAAGGAGCUGCAUGGUUUAGAUACAAGGUAAACCUAGCUGACGUCAUUGGUCUAACUGUUUGUGGAGUGUAAUGUGAAUUUAGCUGACUGUUUCACUGCUGAUCAUGCAUGCACAACCAUUACAGUAAAUUUUACAAUGUUACAGUAAUUAUGUGGAGAACGCCGAUACUUCUGCUAUCAUAUCCUCAUAUAAUGUUCCACAAAUAUCAAUAAUACUGUUAAAAAACCUCCUGGUUCACUCUAUGGAGAAUCUCUAUUCACAUAUUCAAUGAUUGCACCCUAUAAGCAUUCCUAAAAGGCUUCAUAUUGACUAUAGAACCAUCACUAACAAAACCUGUUUCCAAAAUCCAUCUUGUGUUUGCCUGUAAUGAUUAAACUUGCAAAGUGACAAAACAAUCCAUUUAGGUAAAAAAUAUAUAUACUUCUGUUAUUUUUACUGGAAUCCACUAUAUUUCUGGGACUUACUUACCUGAUAUAUUGGUGUAGUGGUUAGUGUUUUCUGCAUCAAUUUGAUGGCAUCUAGCUAGAAUACCAAGCAGCUGAUUCAGGGAAAGAAUCACACCUAAGGCAGCCUGUAUAUUCGUGUUUUUUGUGGUUGCUAACAGAAGAUGAUGAUACUUCAUAACAAUGUAUGUUUGAGGUUACCAUGCUGACUUGGUGUUUGAAAGGCUUGCUUUAGUUUUUUCUUUUUUUCCUUUUUAAAGAAGGACUUUGUCUUUCACAGGUACAAGAAGACAGCUGUGCCUUCCUGGCUGGUGUACGGGAUGAUGAUGAGGUGGUGUCACUCAACGGCGAACCAUGUGCUGACCUCACCCUUUUGCAAGCCUUGGAGCUCAUUGACACAUCUAUUGACUGUCUGCAGCUGCUCUUGAAAAGGUAGAGCCACAACAUAGCACUUAUCAAACAGCUGAUGCUGAAUUGAUGUUGAGCCAGUCUGUUUUGCAAAAGUACAGUAUUUGUGUGCAGUGUCAGCUGAGCAGUACAGCACUCAAGGCCCAACAGCAAGGCAAAAUAAUAAUUUUCUCUCAUGCAUUAGCAUUUAGAUAGCAUGUUGUUUUAUGACCUGUGCACCUUUUCAUAGUUCAGUGAGCCUCUGACUGUCUGAGUAAAUAUGUGCACUCAUGUGACUUUAUGAGUUGCCUGUGUGUUGACCUUCCAACUGUGAGGCCAGUGUGUCAGUGUGUUACAGAUUUGUGAGUCUGAUUAACAUGCAGCUGCUCGGCUGUUGCUCAGAGGUUUUUUUUGCUCAUGGGCUUAGAAGGGCAGUAUGUCCUCAUAUAUUGCAAGACAUGCCUAAAAUGUCCACAUCAUCAUAUCAGAAUGAAAAAUAACAAAUGAAUCAUGAAAGGAGGCACUGUCUUUUAAUGAACAGUUGUUUUAAUUAUUUUUUUCCCCUUUCACGCUGUCUUUUUUCUAUUUUUCAAGAUACAGCGCCAUCCCUUCAGAUGACAGUGAAUCCCAAGAGACCUCCUGUGGUGAGAGGGACUCCUCUGGUGAGGUUCUUGAAAGCACAACCCUUCACAUUGUCUCCUCAAAGCACAGCUCCCAGAGCCCGAAGGAACUCUACAUAUCUGAGUCCCAGGAUGAAAAUUACAACAUAGAGUUGGACAUUGAGUUUGCCAGAAAGCCUCAGCUGCUUAGCACUAAGCUACAUACCACCUCAUGUAGUGAUCAGAGAGACCAGGAGGACGAUGAUGGAGAAACGCGGCGGUGCCUCUCUCCUGGGGACAUGGUGGAGCUCCAGGUGUCCCUCUCUGAGCAAACUCUGGAUGACGUGGGAUGCACAUCUCUUGGGAGUGCCCUUGGAAUUGCAGGAGAACUUUCAAACAGAGAGGCCAUCUUCACAGUCCCAACCACCAUCAUCACCACCGCAUCUUAUGACCUGCCGAGCUCAGUUAGAGAGCCACUCAGCCAGCACGGAGUGGUGCUCAGCUCCCCUUCCAUGCUAGGGCAGGUGGAGGUCAUCUUGCAGCAGCCAGCAGCAUUGGGAGCAGGGAGGGGCAUCCUGAAUGUGGGUGGAAGUGUUGGAUCCCAAAGUGAAGGAGAAGAAGGAGGAGGGCGCUGCGAGGGAGUCCCUGGGUCAUUGACUGUGUCAUUUGGAGUUCCCUCAGAAGAGGGGACAGGAGGAGAAGAGCAGGACUCUGAUUCUGAUUCUGAGGGGGAUCAAGACAAACCCAACAAACACAGAGCCAGGCACGCCAGUAAGUACCUAUGAGCCUCUUCAAUUUCUUUAUGUAUGUGUUAAAUCUUUUCUUUUGUGUGUCAUUGAGAAGGUCGUGCAAAUCUGUUCAUUUAAAGAAAAAUCUGCAAGCUAAUAGGUCAACAGUAAAAUGCAUUUGUCAACAACAUGUGUGCAUUCCUAAGCCUGAUGUCCGGUGUGUGAACUCCUCAAAAUAGUAUCUGUCACUGCAGUUGGAGGAGGGCGCUCAGUCCUUCAAAUGGGACUAGAUACAUCCGGGUCUGACCUGGAAUACUACUGAGUCAAAGUCAUUGCAGAUAGGAUGGUAAAAGUCAACAAAAGCUAUCAUAAAUGUAAAGAAUCAAAGAAUCAAAUAAAAAAAGGCACUGCAUGGAUUAUAUCUGGAAAGCAUCUUAUAAAAUAUCUCAGAGUAUUCAUUUGAAGCGGCUCCGUGAUUUAUAUGGAUACUCAGGCGUUCCUUCAGAGCUGUGUUGAAGACAUAAAUAUAACACGAGCACGCUGAUGAUGCCUGCAGAAGUGGCCCUUUGACGGACACCAGCAUGUGCUCCCCCAGCCCCGUUACCUGAUCCUUUCAAACUGGGUGCUUUAACUGAGCUAAAAAAGUGAGCCCAUUGCUCACUCCCGCUGUCCCCUCCACCUUCAGGUUAGUCUUGCAGGAAUAAAAAACAAGAUCCUGCUGAUUUCUCUAUAACAGGCUUGCUUUGCUGGAUCAUUUGAGGUCAUUUGUUGUGUUGUGUAUGUGCUGUAUGUUAGAUGAGCUUAUGUAUCAGAGGAUUUGGCAGAUUUAAGAAGAACAGAAGGCUGUAAGUGGACAACUUGUGGACUUUCACACAAGGACUGGUAAAGAGGCUCGGAUCCUGUGGAUUUAUUGCAUGCGGUCUAUCUUUAAUCCUUCUCGGAUCCUAUUCCUGGCUACUUUAUGGGGGACUUUCUGAUGUUAAUUGUCUAUGAACAAGUCAGUAUAUGGGACAUGGGUCAGAGAUUUUCUAUUAUUGCUCUAUUGGUUGUUGUUUUAAAUUUAACAGAGUGAGAAGAUUGACAGAAUGCAAUUUUAAAAAAAGAGAGGCUGUUGCUUUAGAUGGAUAACGAUUGUGUGGACUUUACAUGUGUGUGAUUUGAAAGUUUUUAUGUGAAGGUGUUGGUUUAUGAGUUACAUAGACAGCUUAUUUAUUGUUGAUAGUGCAAAUGGGUCACCCUGUUGUCAUGUCAGAGUUAUGCUUUUUAACUACAUUGCUUUAACCCCCUUUUUUGCUCUCAGUAUGAAGCUAUUCUUUUCAUACAAGCUAUUUUUACUCUUUACUCUAAACUGGGUUUGAUACAAUAAUUUUUCGGGAUUUGCUAAAAAGUUAGAUUAAAAUACAAAUCCUAAUAAAGAUUUAAAGGAAGCUGUGGUUGGAUUUAAGAUCAGGCUUAAAGUUUUCCUUGAUAUAAAAAAAAAGAGAGAGAAGUAUAAACAAAAUCAUCAUUUUAUGAAGGAUAAGAAAUCUAAUUUUUCAAUCUAUAUGUUUUCUUUAUAAAUAAAUAUACCCCAAAGGGAUUUAAGAUUUGUUUGGUUCUUUUCUCCCUCAUUUGAUUUCCAAGAGGAGCUUUUCCUCAGAUUUCCCUUGUAUUGAAACACCCAUAUCUCUCUUUUUUGUCUCUACAGGGUUUAGGCGUGGCGAGAGUCAGUCAGAGAAGCAGCUGAAGGAAGCCAAGUCCAAAUGUAAACGAAUUGCUCUUCUUCUUACGGCUGCUCCGCCCAACCCCAACAACAAGGGGGUGUUGAUGUUCAAGAAACAUCGGCAGAGGGCCAAGAAAUACACACUUGUGAGCUACGGCACAGGAGAAGACGAACCUGACUACAGUGACGAAGAGGACGAGGAAAACGAAGACAGAAAGCAAGGAACCCAAACUGUUGAAUUCACUCUUCUGGCUCCAAACAAUUCUGAAGCGGAUAAGCAGUUUCUUUCUAAUGCCCAAAGUGGAAAAAGUGUGCUAACUAUUAACUUGGACAAGGGUCUGCUUGAGAUUGAGAGGAACCUGAACAACCAAGCAGAGAUGGAGUGUUUGCCUGAAACCAAGGGAAAGGGUGCUCUGAUGUUUGCCCAGCGGCGUCAGAGGAUGGAUGAGAUUUCGGCUGAACAUGAUGAGCUCAGACGCCAGGGGAUUCCUGUUGAAGGGGUGAUAGAGGCAGAGAAAAAGAUUACAGAGCACUCCUACAUACAGUCCACAACAGAGAGCAAUGCUUACAUGGAUGUAAAUAUUCACCAACAAAGCCAACAGCAGCAACAGUACCAGCAAUAUCAGGAGCAGCAGUACUAUGAGCAACAACAGCGGUACCAACAACAACAGCAAAACUACCACCAACAACAGCAGCAGCAGUACCAACAACAACAAUAUGAACAGCAGCAGUAUGAACAACAGCAUUAUCAACAACAGCAGAUGUACCAGCAGCAACAGCAACAUCAGCAGCAAGAAUAUCAUCAAGAGCAGCAGCAAAUGCAGCACUACUCUACGAACAUCAACGGCACAGUCCAUCAGCAAACAAGUGAAAUGCAGAGCUCUCUCAGUAAUCGUACUGCAAAGCCAUUCUCUGCAGAAAACAUGGGAAAUACCACUUAUUCUCCCGCAAUGAGUGGGACCAAUCAAGAUUCUAUGGGCCAAGGAGAGCAGAUAGCUUCACGGGAUGAGCGCAUUUCUACCCCUGCAAUCAAGACUGGUGUUUUGAUGGAUUCAAAGAAAAGAAACAUGGGCAAGCCAAUGUUUACUUUCAAGGAAGCACCGAAAGUAUCACCCAACCCAGCAUUACUAAACCUUCUCAAUCGGAGUGAUAAGAAAUUGGGUUUUGAGUCAGGGCCUGAGGAAGACUACCUUAGCCUUGGAGCUGAGGCUUGUAAUUUUCUCCAGUCUGCAAGACUUAAACCCAAGAUUCCUCCACCAGUGGCUCCAAAGCCUAUGAUCAAUCCCAACUCUCCUCCUUGGUCCCCACAGAUAGAAGUGACCAAUCAGGACAUGCCUCCACAAGCUGAAAAUAGUGUGUCCACACCUGCUGUAGCCCCCACCGCAGACACUACCCUUGCUCCAGAACUGGAGCCAACCCCUGCACCUGCCCCUGAGCCCGCUCCCCCUCCUGCCCCCCAGGAGGCUCCAGCCAGUGCUAUGACAGAACAACAGCCCACAUGGAUUCAUCAGCCAGAAACUCAACAGGAACCUCUGCAAGUGCCAGCCCAAGAGGAAAAUGGUCAUAUGAAUACCACCCAGCAGCCUGAGCAUGCUCCUGUGACAAGCUGGUCUACAGCACAAACACAAGCCAUACAACAGCCACCUACUGAUGCAUGGCAUCCAACUCAAGUGCAGCCACAGGAACCACCUCCAAGUCAGUCCCCACCACAGCCACCUUGGGUGACACGCCAGCCUCCCCAGACCCAGCCACAGGUUCAACCCUCCACAAAUACUUGGACCCCUCAAAUUCAGCCAUCCUGGAGUCAACCUCAAGAGCAAGUGCAAGCCCCAGCUCAGGUACAGCCACCCUGGGCCCAGCCUCAAGAGCCACCUCAGCCACAGUAUCAGCCACCCUGGGCACACCCUCAAGGGCACCCAAGUCAGCAGCAGCAAAUGCAACCAACUUGGAGUCAACCUCAAGAACAAAUGCAACAGCAGCAACAGGCCCAGUGGGCACAGCCAUCACAAACAGAGUCUCAGCAGCAACCACCAUGGGUGACACAACAACAGCAACAGCCUCAGCCUCCUUGGGUUCAGCAGGUUCAGCCAGAAUCCCAAUCACAACCCCCAUGGGCUCAGCAACCACAGCAUCAGGCCCCUCAACAAGCAUGGCCACAAGCCCAGGCACCAGGCCAGCCUCAGCCACCUUGGAUUUCAGUGCAGCCUCAACAGCAACCUCCAAUGAAUACAUGGCCUCCAUCACAAACUCAAGCCGAAGUUCAACCGCCUUGGGUCCAAGCACCCCAAGCACAGCCUCCUGCUCAACCCCAAGCCAAUUUAAAUCCAUGGGCACCAGUACCUGCACAGCCUGAGCCCCAACCAUCAUGGGCCCAGCAGCCACCAGAACAUGAGCAGCAUCCCAUGAAUUCUUGGGCCCAAGACCAAAACACUGCCCAACAGCAGCCACCUUGGGCUCAACCUGUUCCACCCCAGCCAGCACCACAGUCAAACUGGCAACAGUCCCCUUCAAAGACCCCACCACAGCAACCAAUUAAUACAUGGCCUUCAGCUCAGACACAGCCUCAGACACCUGUAAGCACCUGGGCACCACAGGCACCGCAGACACCUGUGAGUGCUUCUGCUUCAAUACUGAACCCUCGUCCCUCUCCGAAACCUUGGGCUCCACCACAAAGUUCGUCCCAAAACCGUACACCUCCACCUCCACCACAGCGAAUGCACUCUUUUACCAUUGGUCAAAGAGUGUCAUCACCCAUCAAUCCAAUGGCCACUGUGUUGAAUCCAUCAUCCCAAGGUUCAUCUUUUGAGAUGCCGGCAGUAAGAGGAAAAGGAGCUGAUAUGUUUGCCAAGAGACAGUCUCGGAUGGAGAAGUUUGUCGUGGACUCUGAGACUGUGCAAGCAAACAAGGCAAGCCGGCCAACAUCGCCAGUUGCUUCAUUGCCGAAUGAGUGGAAGUAUACACCAAAUGUACGUGCCCCACCCCCACGGGCUUAUAAUCCCAUUCAGUCCCCUUCUUAUCCCCCAGCAGCAACAAAGCAGCCCCCACCUGGUAGCCCCUCAUCCAAAGCCAAGAAAAAAGGCAAAGAUAAGCAAACACCUGCUCCUAAACCUCUCAAUGUUAUAGAUGUUAUGAAGCAUCAACCCUAUCAACUUGAUUCUUCUCUGUUUCUCUAUGGCCCGGCAGCAGAGGCUGCCAAGCAAGCUGCAUCUAAACCUGAAUGCCCCCCUCCUAACCCACCUGUUGAAAACCAACCAGUGCAAUAUGAGCAAAUGGCUCCUGUCCAGCAACCUGGACCAUAUAAUGCCCCAUACCCCCAGCAAGCCUAUGGGAUGCCAAUGCAACCAAUGAUGCAGGAUGGCCCCUAUCAACAAAACCCAGUUAAUGUUUAUCCUCCCCCCAACCCCUAUCAGCAACCUCCAGGUGUUCCAUACCAGCAAGCCUAUCCCCAACAGUAUCAGCAACCUGCUCCACCCCCUUACCAACCCCAAGCUCCUCAGUCUCCAAACUCUCCCUACCAGCAGGCCCCGUACCAACAAGUCAAUAGCUCCCCCUACCAGCAGGCACCACAGGCUCCUUACCAGCCAGCAAAUAGCCCUCCUUACCUUGCUGCUCCCUCAGUACCUUACCAGCCGCAGCCACCCUCAAGCUUUGCCACCCCUAGUUUUAGUGCAGCAGCAGCAAGGCCUGAUUCUGCAUCAGGUGGCAAUCCUGUAGCUGCUCCUAAACCCAAGUUUACUGCUAAAAAGAGCUCAGCUCAGGUGUGGAAGCCUACAGCAGUGGAAAAAGAAUGAUUCUAGUCGAAUCACACUGUAUGUUUGAUGUUUUCUUGAGUUAAAGGAGUGGAGCUCCCUCAGUCCACAGCCAAGUGGACUAUUUAGAGCACAUAGACUUGCUAGCAAUGACCAUCUCAACCUUCAUUUGCACUUGUUAUUGUUGUAAGGCAGAACUUGAUUGAUUUCAAAGGUGAGGGUUGGUGUGAGUGACAUUGAGAACAAACUAAGAUGUCAAAAUACGAUUGAGAUGUAUGUGUGUCUUUUGAAAUAAAAGAGCAGCGAAUGAAUAGAACAUAUACAGUAUGUUUUAACAGAUUCAUAUGAAAUUCUACGUAUGAUACUACAGAAAUCACAAUAAAUUAAUGUAGUCUAUAAAGAAUAAAAACUGGUGGUAAUAUAAGAAUGUAGGGAUGCACUGUGAUCUGUAAGAAUUGAAAGAAAGAAGUGAUAGAGAAAAGGAAUCAGUGAUUUGUGAUUGAUUCAAGACUGAUAACAGGAAGUUCAUUUUUUUAAAAGGAGAAAAUACUACAUGUGCCUUGUGUUAAUACAAAUAAAACAAACCUUAAAAUUAUUAGUUAGUCUUUAAAUAAAAGAGAGUAAAUAAAUCAAAGAUAAAAAUAAAGUAGGGAGGGGAAGGGUGUGGUUUGUGGGGUGUAAUGAUACCACACUGAAAGCUAAAUUUGUAAGGUCAGUGAAGUCAUAAGUUUGAAUAUUAUGUAACGACUCCAUGGGAUUAAAGGUCAGAUUACAGAAAAAUCCUUUUCUUAAAAAAAGCCAAAUUACUGAUUCUUCAACAGCUUCCCCCAGAGUCUUUACUAUAGUACCACAUAUGUGGGUUAACUUUAUUUUAAGCUUUUUUUUUCCAGCUGUUGCAUCAUGUUAGGAACUAUAUUUAAACUGCCUCAUGGGAGGGAGUGCCGAGGUCCAGAGAUAGUAGGCUUAAAUUUCAGCGUAAGCCAUUAAAAGCUACUGAACCUCAGACCCUUGUAGUAUUUUUUUUUUUCUGAUAACAGAAAAAUAUUAUGAAUCCUCACUCAUCUUGCAACUUCUGCAUUUUUUAUUUAUUUGAUUAGUGGUUAAUGAUAUAUGAAAGAAGAAUUACUGAAAGGAUAAUCAGCCUGUUAAUAUGAAUGAUUAUAUUUUUGGUACAGGGCUGUUUUUGCUCUCUGUGUUCUUUUCUUUUUCCUUCUCCUUUGUGUGUUUCUCCUCAUAGUGCACUUUUCUGUAUGAUUCACUGCAGUGCCAUUAAAAUGUCUUUUAUCCUUGUUUGGCUUUCCUUUCCUUCUGUUCCUCAGGCAUGCUUUUGGGCUUCAUCUGCUGCUAGUCUGUUUUUCUUUCAUCUUUGCCACAUUUCACUGCUUUUUCACCUGUGCUAAAAGUACUGUCAGAAUUAUUCAAUAACAAACAUUACCGUCAUUAAACAAUCAGAAUUAAAACACACACCCUCAAUCGUUUUGCAAAACCAGCGUUGCGAAAUAGAUCCCUUAUUUGAACAAUAAAAUCAAAUCCAAUGCUAAUGCUGUGCAAACAUCGGCCAGGAACACCUCAUUAUCGAAAUCACCUCAAUUUACGGGCAUGGAGGUGAAUGCUGGAGCAGCACAUUCCUGCAGAAUGACUACCUAGUGAUGCAUUCGCAAGGGGUAUUAUUAGAUCAGUGACUUCACUGAAUGAGUGCAGCCUCACUGGUUAAAUCAGGAGGUCAGGAGAGUGGGUCACUGCUGAAAUGUAUAUGGGUUAUGUCAUGCAUUUUCCAAAAGGGCAGUUACUUGUUAAGAGGAAGUUUGGAUAUCAAAUUGUGUCUUAAUUUGGCUGAUUUCUGCAGCUAUAUGUGGAGGGACAAGUUCCACUGCCAAAUUGAUAGAAUCUACUGUAAAUUACAUAUGUGAUUUUAACUUAAGAUCAUAAAAAUAAAAGCUGUAUUUGAAAAUAGUGUCUAAAGAAUGGGAUUUGAACAGAUGUAAUUAUGAGGGAAUGUUAAAUAGAAUUAAGGCAGUGACUAAAGGUAGACUCAAGACUCAGCAACUGCACAUUUCAGGUUAACUUAAGGAGGGCUAAUGCUUAUUUUAAUGCAUGUUUUAGCCAAUACUGUGUCCUACAAAGUUAAAGAAUAAACUGGAAUAUAUUUCCUUACAGACCUUAAAUCACAUAAAAAUCCAUGUCCAUACUUGACCUAUUGGAACAUCUGUUUGGAAAUCAAAGCCCUUUACAUGCACAUCAUCACAAAUACCCACAUGCUCAGAUAAAAUUUGAAAAUAUGUUAUCUUCUUGAGUGACAUAAUGGACCACAUCAAUAACAUGAGGCAAACACAUACAGUGUUUAUAGCAGUUAUCCUUGUAGACUAAAAUAUGACUUGAGGUUGUCCACUAAUCUCCUUAUUGAUUUGUGUUUGUGUCCUAAUCCAGGACAAGCUGACAAGAUACCUGAGUCAGCUAAGACUUUAUUCCCCCUUGACUCAUUUAACUAUCUUGUUUUUGUCUUUUUUAAGACUGCACUCUUUUCUGCUCUUUAGUUUUUUCUUUCCUGAUUCAUUAUUUUGAUUCUAUUUUUGCUUUAGUUUCCAUCCGCUGAUCUUCACACAUUUCACCAGAUGAGGGCAGCACUGCCUUUUUCUGCAUAUCUGCCACAUGCAUUAGAGUGUCCUCAAAGACAGGACCCCUCCGCCACAGAGGUGUUCUCACCCUACAUAACCUUUGGCCACCUGGGCGCUUGACAGGAUAUUUUUAUAUUGAGCAUUUAACAGUUUUACCAUGUGGUUGCCAUUCUUGAAGAGCACAUCCUUGCUCUGGGAACUCCAUGCAAACUUUCAAGCUUGUUGUUAGACAAAAUAAUGAAGCAGUUCACUUUAAAACUACAAGGUUUUUGUCUGGUUAUUUGUGGAUUUCCGUAUUUUUGCUAAAAGAAUAAAACAGGCAGCAGUUUCAGAUAUAAAAUCCAAUGUUAGAGUAUUACAUCACUCCAGAGAAAUUUGUUGAUAUAGAGCUGCUCUCUUGUCCAACAUUUCAAAGACUAGUUUCAUUUGGCCAGAAGGCCAGUCAGGCAAACAAAAAGGAACCCUUACUAAAAUAAGCAUGUCUGGAUCUUUCUUUACAGGCACUUGGCAGGAGCUAUUCCCUCUCCCCAUUAGCCAGAGUACCAUCCGCCACAGGCCAGAGGUCAGCCUCUUCCUCCCCCAAGCCUCCUUCCCGAGCCUCCUCAACUCCCCCAGUGAAGCAGACACACCGACCAGAGAAAGGUCACAAACCCCUGACACCCUGGGAGGCGGCCUCCCGUCAUCCCCUGGGCCUGGUGGAUGAAGCCUUCCCAGAUCAGAACCUCCAGCAAACCCUCGCUUCAAACAUCCGCAUGGCAGCCCAGCGGAAGAUCCUGCCUGAGCCGCCAGCGGAGUGGAAGGCCAGGGUUUCCUACCAAGCCCCACAGAAAACAGGCAGCCAGACUUGGAGUCAGAGUCAAAGCCACAGUCCACGUCGGGCUCCACUGCCAUCAUUUAUGUCCCCGACGAGGAGCACCAUUUCCAGUCCUGGAGGGUGUGCUGGUUAUAGAUCUCUGCCCAGACAGUGGCGGCCUCAGAAAUCUGCCACAGAGGGGAACCUGGGGCCGUCAGUGUCCUAUUCUGAGUAUAAGAGGCCCUCUGGAAACCAGACUUACAAGUCUGUGUACAACAGCAACACUUGGAGUUGGAAGCGGUAG